Messenger RNA from Filobasidium floriforme, 1143 nucleotides. RefSeq lists its product as uncharacterized. Lineage: Eukaryota; Fungi; Basidiomycota; Tremellomycetes; Filobasidiales; Filobasidiaceae. The transcript has 4 exons. Bases 49 to 1143 code for a protein of 364 amino acids. Gene Ontology annotation, biological process: protein refolding. The record is from RefSeq and is a predicted model, not a curated record. Gene Ontology annotation, cellular component: cytoplasm.
CAACCAUAUACCUUUCACAGGCUCGAAUCAAUCUCUACAGGCUACAAGAUGCCGUUCUUGAUCGCAGGCAGAGGUCCCGUUGCAGCCGGUUUUUUGCCCUGCUUCGAGACCUUCUGUCGAUCGCCCGUCGCCGGUUCUUCUCAAUCGUCACCGCUCUCAAUCCAUUAUACUUCUCGUCGAACCUACGCUCAACCGGCCAGUCGACCCGUCGAGGAUCAGGACAAUACAAAUGAUGAGCCUGUACAGCGUGCUAACUCUGGCCCUAGCACGACCGCGCGCAGAGGGGGGAUGUCGGAUGAGGAACGGGCCAAGUGGGCUUUCACGACCAAGAUCCACCCGACGCCUUAUGAUAUCCUCCAUCUGCCAAAGACGGCUAGUAAACACGAUAUAAAGAAGCAUUAUUACCGCCUAGCCAUGAUCUAUCAUCCGGACGCCAACCACCCCUCGGCAUCGACUGACAACUUCAUGUCACUUCGCAACGCCUACAACUUGCUCAAAGACGAAUCCUCUCGCGUUCGAUACAACCGCACCGGGGUCGGAUGGAACUCCUCGGCAAGCUCAUCAAGCGGAGGUGGUGGGAUGGGCACGAACUGGAACGACGAACUCAUGAAGGAACAGAUCCGGCGUCGCGCUUAUGGUCCUCAUCGGUCUUCAUCUUCUUCUGCGUGGGGAUCAGGAAGAGGCGAGGCGGGCUAUUCGCAAGCACGGUGGGGCGGGACCGCGGGGGAUUCAGAUUACGGGUUCGCAGGUUACGCACAUGCCGGACCGGAUACUGGAAAUAGGAGGGGGAAUUACACGUCCAAUGUCAGGUUUAUCGGGUCGGUCGCCAUCGUGAGCGUACUGUUUGCCAUGUUUCAGUAUGAUCGAGCGAGCAAGUCCGCCGAAUCUCAUCACGCUCAGCUCAGGAUCAACCAUCUCAAAGCCUCUGAAGCGCUGGCAGAAGCUCGACAUGAUGCCAGACUGUACGGCGCCGAACGUCGUGAUCGGAUCAGGCGAUACGUCCGCAGUCUCGAAGUCGAGCGCGAGUACGAGCGGUUGAUGAGCGAGAGCGAAGGAGUUGUGGAGGGGGGCGAGAUGGUAGGCGCGGUGGAUAGGAGGAAGGAGGAUGCGAGUGCGAUCUUGCAUGGGUCCGGGAAGGGUUGA